Molecule: messenger RNA, 986 nt
Organism: Cloeon dipterum
Lineage: Eukaryota; Metazoa; Arthropoda; Insecta; Ephemeroptera; Baetidae
Gene: Der-2
Product: Derlin-2
Exons: 5
Coding region: 117-854 (245 amino acids)
Biological process (GO): endoplasmic reticulum unfolded protein response
Cellular component (GO): endoplasmic reticulum membrane; Hrd1p ubiquitin ligase ERAD-L complex
Molecular function (GO): misfolded protein binding; ubiquitin-specific protease binding
Source: RefSeq, a predicted model, not a curated record
UGGUCGAGGAUUGAAAACUUCAGCGUCGUCAGCUGGCCGCUUGAAGUCGGACCGAGAACUGACGUCGUGACGUUUUCGGACUGUUUCUGGACACCGGGAGGGUAUGUGAGGACGGUAUGGCGUACCAGACGUUCAGGCAGGAGUACCUGCAGAUGCCCCCUGUCACCAGGGCGUACACCACAGCCUGCGUCGUCACCACUAUAGCUGUUCAAUUGGAUCUGGUGUCCCCCUUUCAACUGUAUUUCAACCCUAUUCUCAUAGUCAAACAAUAUCAGCUAUGGAGACUUGUAACGACAUUCUUGUUCUUCGGAACGAUAGGAUUCAAUUUCUUCUUCAACAUGAUCUUCACGUACAGAUACUGUCGGAUGUUGGAGGAAGGUUCAUUCCGAGGACGAACAGCUGAUUUUGUCGUCAUGUUCCUCUUCGGCGGCUUCUGGAUGAUUUGUUGUGCGUUUUUCGUGAAUUUACUGUUCCUGGGCCAGGCGUUCACCAUUAUGCUUGUUUACGUUUGGUCGAGAAGAAAUCCCUACGUUCAGAUGAACUUUUUCGGCCUGCUGAAUUUCCACGCUCCCUAUCUGCCGUGGGUGCUGCUGGGCUUCUCGGUGCUGCUCGGCAACGCGUUCUCUGUCGACCUGAUUGGCAUGGCUGUCGGCCACCUCUACUACUUCCUUGAGGAUGUCUUCCCGCAGCAGGAGGGUGGAUUCAGGGUCCUGCGCACACCGCAGCUGCUCAAAGUCCUGCUGGAUCCGCACCCUGAAGAUGCCGACUAUGCACCGCUGCCAGAAGAGCGACCAGGAGGCUUCAACUGGGGCAACCAGCAGCAGCAGCAACAGCAGGACCAAAGGAACCAGUGAUUCUAGUUUUCUCUUUGCACCCUCAAUUAUUAUGUAAAGUGUACCACGCGCAGAUGUGUCUCAUGUGUAUUCUUUGUGCGAUUUCAAAUUGUAAUGAAAUAAUAAUUAUUGCUAUAAUUUUCUUUACUAAAA